Molecule: messenger RNA, 2295 nt
Organism: Synchiropus splendidus (mandarinfish)
Lineage: Eukaryota; Metazoa; Chordata; Actinopteri; Syngnathiformes; Callionymidae
Gene: lrrc23
Product: leucine rich repeat containing 23
Exons: 8
Coding region: 436-1368 (310 amino acids)
Molecular function (GO): protein binding
Source: RefSeq, a predicted model, not a curated record
CAUUUAUGACCCACAGGUCAUGUUCUCCAAUCCCGUGCAGUCUAAUCCGCAUGAAACGUGCUGGUUCACGCUUAUUCUGUUGGGGAAAGAGCACAUUGGUAGGGUUCAGAGUGCAAGAUCGACUUAAUAUCACUAUUAUUUAAAUGGGAAUGGUACACGCUCGUGUAGUUAAACUAUUCAAUUCAUAGCACUCCAUAUUUGAAAAGUCAAAGUCAUUUGGCAGUUAAAAGCAUGAAGUAAACACGUGAGUUACGUUAAAACCGGAAAUACGCAACAUAACGGAAGUGACGUCGAUCUUUUGUGACGCUACUGCUGUUUCUAUGGUAACAACCACACAGUUCUUACCUCAGUGAUUAAACCCCUUUAAAAAAUCAAUUUCUCGCUCGAACAAGUGUCGAGAAGUUUUUUUUUUUUAUCCGGACCAUUUUACUUGAAAUGGAUGAAGAUGUCGCCUUUUCUGAUAUCGAUCCUGAAGAAGUUGAGGAGAAAGAGAUUCGUGAGCUAACGCAAGAAACGAUAAACCAAGGGCUCUCGCUCUUGUGUCGGACAGGAAAUGGACUGCAACACGCCUUUGUCAAACUGGAACUUGUGGACAAAGGUCUGAUCGACAUUACUUCAGUCGGCCGCUAUAUUCACCUUCGCUUCCUUGACGUUUCUGGUAACCAGCUGAGUGACCUUUCACCUGUGGCAUCACUGACCCAGCUACUUUGGCUAAAGGUGGACAAUAAUGCCAUCAGCACAUUUGUAGGUCAACCACUGGAUAAGCUAACUUUCCUGCAGUGGCUGAGUGCGUCUUCAAACUGCCUGAAAGACCUGGAUGGUCUGGCGGUACCAUCGCUUGAGAGCCUCAAUCUCUCAGGAAAUGGUUAUUCUUCAAUGCGCAGUUUUCAAGGUGACAACUUUGCUAACCUUGUAACCCUGGAGUUAAGGGGAAACCAACUGGAAACCACCGAUGGCAUAAACCUCCCGAAUUUACGCCGAUUGUAUCUGGCUCAGAAUAGCAUUAAUCGCCUGGAGGGAUUGGACAAUUUGCCAAAGCUUGUGAUUCUUCAUCUUCGGGACAAUCUUCUUGAGAAUUUGGAUGGUCUUUCUCCCCAACUGAAAAGUCUUCAAUACCUUAAUAUCAGAGGCAAUGCAAUAGCAGAUGAAAACGCCCUGCAAGCUCUUAAAUUCCUAUCCAAAAGUCUGCAAGCUUUGGUUCUGUACGAAAAUCCAAUUUCCGACAAGACGGACUACAGGACCGAUGUUCUGAUGGUCAUACCCUCGCUGGAGCGACUGGACAAAGAUGCAGUCACUCUUGAGGAGAGGGAGGAUGUCUUGGAAAGAAUUAAGGAACUGAAAGAAGAAGAGUCGGCAACAGAACUGUAGACACUCAGUUGUAACCCACAGGCAUUGAUAUAGAUCCAUGAACUGUUUCUCCUAAAUGCUCUUUCAGGGUGACAACGCAAAGUGUUGCAGUGUAAAUGACACUGCUGUUUGUGUUGCCUGGCAACAUUGUUCACUGAGUGAGGAUAAGUGCACAACUUCCUUGUCCUCGCCUACCUGCUCGCCUACAGUUACAAAUCCGUGCAUGAUUGCAUUGGAUAGAUAAGACAUGAGGAGAAGGCUUGUGGAGUUUCCUGAAUUACUUGCUUCUCACCACUCACAAUCACCCAGUGUUUCUCAACAAGGAAAUAAAUGUUUCUUCUGGAAAGGUGGAGUGUCUGGAAUGUGAUCUGUUUCCUAACACUGCCUUGUAUGUGUACAUUUAUUUGUGCUCAUUUUCCUCAUAGGAGGAUUUCAUUUGGUUUUGAAAACCUGAUACACCUGAUGCAAGUGCUUGAUGAUCAACAAGUUAAAUUGCUAAAUGCUAUAAUGUUUUGUUUUUUUUAAAACACCUUCUUAUUAAAAGAUUUUUCCUGUGAGAGCCAUCAUAAUGUAUAGCUUGUGUUGUACUCAGGUAUUUGUUAUCUUGCUGAGAGAAUGAAGAAACCUUGGAGAUUUGAGUUACAUAAUAUUCCUGGGUGAGUGCAACCAAUGAAUUGUUAAAAUACGCCGCGCAUACAAUGACCUAGCAAAGUGGUCUGUUAAUUAUAUAGUCAUGAUAUCAAGGUUGCAAAGAUUUAUGUAGUUCCUUUACAAAGAUCAAUAAAUAUAUUAUUAUUUAAUGUAAUUAUCUAACUUGCUAAUUGCCUCUUAAUGUUUAUGAUAUAUAUGUUUAUAAUAUUAUUGAUCAGUUUUAUGUGUAUUCAUUGUCAAUGGCUGCAAUUUGAUGUUCGGUGUGCUAAAACGUUUUGUAAAUUAUCUGAAGCAGAA